AUGAAGUGCUUUUGCUUACUUAUUAUGCUCUUGCUAUUACAAGUUGUGUAUUAUAAACGGAUAAUUGCCCGAGACGCUAUAAUAAAUCUGAAACCAUCAUUUUUUCAACCAUUGGAUGAACUUCCGCCAUCAUGUUACAGUAAAAUUUACUGCAAUAGUGAAUUAUUGAACGAUGUACAAAUGUAUUGCAAUCAUCCAAACUGUACAAAUUUUUUAUCUAAAAAACUUAAAUAUACUGAAUCUGAGAUUCUGGUAAAGUAUGAUAAAAUGAAACAAAAUAAUAAUAUUGUACCGUCUGACGAAGAUUUAGUCAAGUUUAUUGCUGAGAAUUUCGAAGAAAGUAACGAGUUAGAGACAUGGACACCUACGGAUUUCACCGAUAAACCAUUGAUUCUUGAUAGAAUUAAAGAUAAAACUUACAAAUAUUGGGCUAGAAGGUUGAAUGAUUUAUGGAUGACCCUAGCGAGGAAGAUAAAGGAUGACGUAAAAAUACAUCCAGAUAAGUACUCACAGGUGUGGGUACCAAAUGGGUUCAUUAUACCAGGAGGUAUAUUUAAGGAACUUUACUAUUGGGACACUUAUUGGAUUGUUAAUGGAUUACUACGAUGUGAUAUGAGAACAACAGCUCGUGGUAUCAUCAAAAAUAUAAUAUCAUUGGUGGAUCAGUUCGGUUUUAUGCCCAACGGUAACCGAGUUUUCUAUCUAAAUAGAUCACAACCACCGAUGCUUAUAUUGAUGGCGUUAAGUUACUAUAAAGCAACUAAUGACUUUGACUUCAUAAAAACUGUUAUAGGUAGUUUGGAAAAUGAAUAUCUAUUUUGGUUAAACAAUCGAAUGGUUAUCUUCGAGAAAGAUGGUAAACAAUAUAAAAUGGCUAGGUACAGCUCACGGUCAAGUGGACCAAGACCAGAAUCAUACAGGAACGAUUAUAAAUUGGCAGAAAAACAUUACAGAGAAGAAGAUAAAAAUGAAUUAUACAUGCAUAUAAAGUCUGCAGCAGAAUCUGGUUGGGAUUUUUCAAGUAGAUGGUUCAUAACAGCCAAUGGCACUAAUAACGGUAAUUUAUCUGAUAUACAAACUGCAAACAUUGUCCCAGUUGACUUAAACAGCUUGCUUCAUGUAAAUGCACUUACAUUGAGUACUUGGUUUGAUCAAAUAGGCGAUAAAAUAAAUGCUGAAAAAUACAAAACAAUUGCUAAUGAGUUCCUCGAAAAUAUACAAGAAGUUAUGUGGAAACCAAACAAAGGAGCUUGGUUUGAUUGGGAUUUGAUCAACAAUAAGAGUCGAGAAUAUUUUUAUGCAUCCAAUAUUAUACCUCUAUGGACGGAAAGCUAUAAUAUGCCAAAAGAAAAAGUGGCCAAUUCAGUUCUGAAAUAUUUAAGUGAUCAACAUAUAAUCGAGCUCGACUACAGUAUUAAGUACAGUGGGAUACCUACGUCGAUGUACUCAUCAUCACAACAAUGGGAUUUUCCGAAUGCGUGGCCUCCGCUCCAAGCUUUUAUCAUACAAGGUCUAGAUAAGACUCAACAACAAAAUGCAAAACAAGUUGCAGUGAGAUUGGCCGAGGUGUGGUUGCGCACAAAUUAUCAUGGAUUUACAAAUAACGAAUCGAUGUUCGAAAAAUAUGACGCUUUAGCUUUAGGAAUAAGUGGUGGUGGCGGCGAGUAUGCACCACAGUUAGGAUUCGGUUGGACAAAUGGUGUCGUGUUGGAAUUUUUAAACCAAUGGGACUAUUUAUACUACAACACCUCAAAUGAUAAUACAACGGACUAACACAAAUAUUAUAUAAUAUUAUAUUGUACACAAUAACACAAUUUAUGUUAAUAUAUACUUUUGUUUUAUUAGUUU
Messenger RNA from Myzus persicae (green peach aphid), 1848 nucleotides. Its product is annotated as trehalase-like. Bases 1 to 1773 code for a protein of 590 amino acids. The transcript is spliced from 8 exons. The record is from RefSeq and is a predicted model, not a curated record. Gene Ontology annotation, molecular function: alpha,alpha-trehalase activity. Gene Ontology annotation, biological process: trehalose catabolic process. Lineage: Eukaryota; Metazoa; Arthropoda; Insecta; Hemiptera; Aphididae.